AUGAAGGAGUCGCUAUAUGAUCGCAUCUGGCGCCGGGAAUCCGGGGAAGUGUCGCGCUUCGCCAGCAUCCACGGCAUCUACGGAUCUAAGGAAUGGGUUGAAAAUUUGGAUAUCGUGAAUGAACUCGGUGGUCAUUCUGGCUGCGUCAACGCUCUGAGUUGGUCGCGGUCUGGCCAGCUUUUGGCAUCGGGCUCCGACGACCAGCACCUGAAUAUCUAUUCCUACCAGCCUGGCUCCUCCGCCGCCCCCUUUUCGCUAAAUACAACCAUCUCGACGGGCCAUGGCGCAAACAUAUUCUCGGUCAAGUUUAUGCCACACUCCAAUGAUCGGACUCUGGUGACUUGCGCCGGUGAUUCCCAGGUUCGCAUCUUCGAUAUCGAGUAUUCCAGCAAUAAUAAUAGUGUCGACACCACCUCGGCAUUUUCCGCAUCUGCACGGAGCCGAAGGUUUAACAACUUUUUCAACAAUGCACGUUAUCUGAAUGCGGGAAAUACCAACGUCAGAGUUUAUCGCAGCCACGCCGAUCGGGUCAAGCGGAUCGUUACCGAGUCGUCGCCAUAUCUCUUUCUGACUUGCUCGGAAGAUGGCGAGGUUCGUCAAUGGGAUCUUCGUCAGCCAUCGUCCGCAUACCCUAAGCCACGAGGCGGCCAGGGAUACAUGGCUUUUCGGUCGGGGCAGGAGCACGAUGAUUCAAAUGUACCGCCUCCGUUGAUAUCUUACAAGAGACAUCGCCUUGAUCUCAAUACCAUUUCAUGCUCCCCAAGCCAACCCCAUUACAUCGCUCUAGGCGGCGCCCACCUUCAUUGCUUCCUUCAUGACAGGCGCAUGCUGGGCCGCGACCUGCUUGCAGAGAGGGGCGAUCCCGGUGCCUCUCCCGGCAGUAGCAGUCACGGGGAGGAGCUGAUGGAUCAGGCGACGCGGUGUGUGCGGAGAUUUGCCCCUAACGGUCAGCAACGAAUGAAAACGCGCGAUGACGGCCAUAUCACUGCCUGUAAGAUUAGCGAUGCCAACCCGAAUGAGAUGGUUGUCAGCUGGUCUGGCGAUCACAUAUAUAGCUUCGAUUUGAUUCGGAGCCCAGACGCAAGGGAGGAGUCAAAGCGCCCCCAGUCCACCCAGGAGACUCCAGUUCCGCGUCGACGUCGAGACUCCAAGACCAGGAAGCGUAAGCGACAGAAUGGGACCUCAAUGUCAUCACAGUCCAGUGGCAACCAAUCCCGACCUCGACGUCGGCCCAGAGAGCGUCGUGAUGAGGGAGAAUUAGCAUUCCGAGUCCGCUACGGAAAUGGAGAAUCGGAAGACAUUCCCCUCCCGUCCCUCUCGGAACAGCGCGCUGACAUCCCAGACAGCUUGGUCGAUCAGUCGCGAUCAUCCGUGCUCAAUGAAGCGCAGAGGCUCAGUAUGCGCAUCGCUAAAGACAUGGUCAAGCUCCGUAAAGCGAUUUUCUCGCUGGAAACAUCGUUACGCGAAGAAUAUGAGUCAUCCAAUCAGGCUGAUUUGGCACCAUUCACCGAGUCCUUUUCCACAGCACUAACCCAUGCUUCCAUCUGUCUUCCUCAGAUGGAUGAGAUUAUGCGGACCUGGAGAUAUCCCAUCAAUCCUACCCAAGAUGUUGUACGCCUCCAGCAAACCCUUCGUCGGAAUCGACAGUCUGCCUGGCGGUUUAUUCAAGCCGCGGGAACAUUGGCACGAGUCUUAGGGGGUGAAAUCCAGAAUACGCCGGGAGAUGUAGACCAGGAUAUGGAGCUGUUUCAACACAUACAUUCGCCAGGGCUCGAGCGUGCAGUCGAUCACAAGGAACAGUUUGGUUACGAUUUCAUCAAGGCUAUACUUUUGUUUGUUGAAGGCGGUCGUGAGGCUCUUCUGUCGGGCUUCAAGCAAGGUUCGGUGUCUCGAGGUAACCAGGCCAGAUUCCCUGUGGAUGAAAGUGCGGGCGAAGAUGCGAUUGAGUCGGUCUUAAUCCCUUACCUGCAGAGACUUGCAGGUGACGUUCCCGUUGUGAAUGUGGACGCUUCGCGUUUCGAACAUGAUGAAGCUCGUAUCCUCUUUUCAACUCAGCGCCACGCAGUGGCCGCCUUUGCGAAUGCUAUCAGGUAUCCAGUUGAAGACCUUGUCAAUACGACCACAAUGCGCAGCCAGGCAUCAACUGAUCUACCUGGCCGUUCACACGAUUUGUUUCAGGUGACACAAUUCUGGGUAUUCAAGGUGGCCCGUGGAGUUCUCUUGGAAACUGGAACUGGGGUGGAUUAUGCAUUUGUUAACAGGGCGUUUGGCGGUUUGCGUACGAGGGUGGAAGUUGGCCCAGAAUACGGAGUGGAACUUGAACGAUCCCAGAAUGAUCUCGAAGCUAAUCUUGAAGAGGAACCGAUACGGGACGUCAACCUGAAGAUUCUCCGGGGUUCGCGUUCUGCUCGAGAGCAUCGGACAGGCACUGGUGGGGUGACAGGGAUACAGACACCAAUAUCCAAUGAUGACGAAGGGGGCACCUCUGAACUGCCGGAUGUCGAUGAUGACAGUGAAAACGAGUUUGGCCUCGCCAUCGACGAGGAUGAGGAUGAGGAUGACGACGAGAAUGACGACGAGGAUGAUGAUGAGGAAGAGGACGAUGAUGAGGAACUUGAGCUAGAUCCGAGCAGUUCCGUCGACGACAGUGAUGACUCCGAAGCUGCCGAUCGUAUGUUCAGGGAGUACGGACUUCAGCCCCGAGAAAGAGAGUACGUCGAGGCCGACGUUCCCUGUUCCCCCCACACCCGAAUCUAUAGCGGACAUUGCAACAUCAAGACGGUCAAGGAUGUCAAUUUCUUCGGUUUGGAUGACGAGUACGUAGUGAGUGGUAGCGACUCGGGCCAUAUCUUUAUUUGGGAUCGGAAAUCCUGCAAGCUAGUCAACAUUCUCGAGGGCGAUAGUGAGGUGGUCAAUGUUGUGCAAGGUCACCCGUACGAGCCGACCAUUGCGGCCUCGGGAAUCGACAACACCAUCAAGAUCUUCUCGCCCGACCGGCGCGCUCAGGAAGAUGCUCGCCGUGGCAUCAACAUUCUGGAUCCUGACAACCCUGCCAACAAGCUUGGUUUUGGACCUAACGUCAGUGCCAUUGGUGGUCUUGGAACACGCAAGCGCUUGCACGAUAGUUACCGGAUCAUGAGCCAGAACGACGUUGACCGACAAGGUGGUAUGAAUGAGGCGUACAUUACUAGGCACAUGCUGGCCCGCCUUGCGGCAACCCUGAGGGACCAACGACACGGCGUGACAGUGGGCGAAGGUGGCGAACAUGCUACACUUGUGCUGGACGACAAUAGCUGCCAUGACCGAGCAGAUGUCACUGCUCGUCUCUAUGCAGACCCCCACAACCCCCACCUCCACUACGAACGCGGCCUGAUUCACCAAAAGCUAGGCUUUCCAGAUCUCGCCUCCGCAGACGCUUACCGCGCCCUCUCUUUGCUCGACUCGGUCGUUGACCCCGAUGGCUGCGAAUUCCAUGCCACGCGAAAGAUUCAGGACGCGCCUGCUGCGCCUGCUACAACAGAGGAGGAAGAGGAUGGCUUUACCCCCAUCACCCAAGACGAGUACGACUCGAUGAUUGGGGGCGUCUACGCCCUGCUCGUACGAAGCCUAGUUAACUGCGGCUGCUUUCGCGAUGCCUUUGAAUUCUGCGUGCGCGGUCUUGGACUCCUAGAGAACAUGCCUCAGAGCGACCGGAAUACCUCCGCACAAGAUGUGCUCAAAGACCAGCUAGCAAUCAUCAGGAAGACAUACCAAGCCCGUCAAGGAACCACUCCCACCCAAGACACCGACAUCAACCCCAGUGCUCUUAAUGCCCAAGGCUCCGCCCGACGAGUCCUCUACCCCUGGAACGAGCACGAACCGGACCGCAAAUCUCCCGAAACCCUCCAGCUUUUGAACGAGCGUCUCAAGGACGUUGCUCCCAAAUGCGAGGUCCGAGCCGUCGCUCUGCCCGCUUUACACGGCACCACCAACCCGGAAGACGAUGAAAAUGAAGUCUCUAUCCAACUUGGCCUCUUUGCCAAAGAAGACAUUGCCCCCAACGAGAUAAUUCUCCGCGAAUCCUCCCUUCUCACCGCAACCAACCGCCUGCACGACGACCUCUGCGACGCCUGCAACGCCCCGCUUCCCGAUCUCGCUUCUGAGAACCCCCCGGUUGCCUGUGAUGGCUGCGCAGACACCAUUUUCUGCUCGCAAUCCUGUCACGAUGAUGCCCAACGCAUCUACCACGGUGCCGUUUGCGGCCUCAUGGAGAACCUCGAAUCUAUCGGCAAAGACAUCCCCGACCCCAAGGACAAGGCCGAUUACCUCUACCUCCUCCUUCUGGGCCGGACCCUCGCCAUGGCCGCCACCCAGGACGUGCACCCAUUAGACCUCCCAGAAGUGAAGUACAUCUGGGGCGAUUUCCACGAUCUCGAUAUCACCAAUCCCAUUGCUGAGUCCGAUGACCCCACCGCAACCCUUCCCUUCUCCUUCCAGCUCAACAUCAUCCAACCGAUGCGCCUUCUGGAGGAAAUGGAAGUUGAUCCCUACGCCUCCCUCCCCCGCUUCGAUACCUGGGUCUUGAACACCCUCUACGCCAAAUUCCGAGGAACCGCGUCUGGUCGUCUCUCAACGUGGGACGGCGGCCCGGAACUGUGUGCCGUGCAUCCCCUCUGGUGUCUUGCCAACCACUCCUGCGAUCCGAGCGUCAGAUGGGAGUGGGGUGGCGAGAUCACCUUCCGGGCUCGCUCAGAGGACGAACGCGCUGUUUGGAAGAAACUAGAUGGUACGGACACAAGUGCUCCCACAGUACGGAGAGGGGGUCAAGGCAUCAAGAAGGACGAGGAGAUCCUCAACCACUACUGCGACAUUGGACUAAACGUCAAAGAAAGACGGGAGUGGGCAAGAGGCGCACUGGGCGGAUGGUGUCAAUGUGAGCGAUGUGUCUGGGAGGCAGGGGAGAACUGA
Aspergillus sclerotioniger CBS 115572 is the source of this 4947-nucleotide messenger RNA. RefSeq names its product WD repeat-containing protein. NCBI's taxonomy places the organism in Eukaryota, Fungi, Ascomycota, Eurotiomycetes, Eurotiales, Aspergillaceae. Gene Ontology annotation, biological process: negative regulation of fatty acid biosynthetic process. Bases 1 to 4947 code for a protein of 1648 amino acids. The transcript has 5 exons. The record is from RefSeq and is a predicted model, not a curated record. Gene Ontology annotation, cellular component: cytoplasm; Cul4-RING E3 ubiquitin ligase complex. Gene Ontology annotation, molecular function: protein binding.